AUGGGCGCCGCCGCGUGGGCACGGCCGCUGAGCGUGUCUUUUCUGCUGCUGCUUCUGCCGCUCCCGGGGAUGCCCGCGGGCUCCUGGGACCCGGCCGGUUACCUGCUCUACUGCCCCUGCAUGGGGCGCUUUGGGAACCAGGCCGAUCACUUCUUGGGCUCUCUGGCAUUUGCAAAGCUGCUAAACCGUACCUUGGCUGUCCCUCCUUGGAUUGAGUACCAGCAUCACAAGCCUCCUUUCACCAACCUCCAUGUGUCCUACCAGAAGUACUUCAAGCUGGAGCCCCUCCAGGCUUACCAUCGGGUCAUCAGCUUGGAGGAUUUCAUGGAGAAGCUGGCACCCACCCACUGGCCCCCUGAGAAGCGGGUGGCAUACUGCUUUGAGGUGGCAGCCCAGCGAAGCCCAGAUAAGAAGACGUGCCCCAUGAAGGAAGGAAACCCCUUUGGCCCAUUCUGGGAUCAGUUUCAUGUGAGUUUCAACAAGUCGGAGCUUUUUACAGGCAUUUCCUUCAGUGCUUCCUACAGAGAACAAUGGAGCCAGAGAUUUUCUCCAAAGGAACAUCCGGUGCUUGCCCUGCCAGGAGCCCCGGCCCAGUUCCCCGUCCUGGAGGAACACAGGCCACUACAGAAGUACAUGGUAUGGUCAGACGAAAUGGUGAAGACGGGAGAGGCCCAGAUUCAUGCCCACCUUGUCCGGCCCUAUGUGGGCAUUCAUCUGCGCAUUGGCUCUGACUGGAAGAACGCCUGUGCCAUGCUGAAGGACGGGACCGCAGGCUCGCACUUCAUGGCCUCUCCGCAGUGUGUGGGCUACAGCCGCAGCACAGCGGCCCCCCUCACGAUGACUAUGUGCCUGCCUGACCUGAAGGAAAUCCAGAGGGCUGUGAAGCUCUGGGUGAGGUCGCUGGAUGCCCAGUCGGUCUAUGUUGCUACUGAUUCCGAGAGUUAUGUGCCUGAGCUCCAACAGCUCUUCAAAGGGAAGGUGAAGGUGGUGAGCCUGAAGCCUGAGGUGGCCCAGGUUGACCUGUACAUCCUCGGCCAAGCUGACCACUUUAUUGGCAACUGUGUCUCCUCCUUCACUGCCUUUGUGAAGCGGGAGCGGGACCUCCAGGGGAGGCCGUCUUCUUUCUUCGGCAUGGACAGGCCCCCUAAGCUGCGGGACGAGUUCUGA
Messenger RNA from Pan troglodytes (chimpanzee), 1167 nucleotides. RefSeq names its product protein O-fucosyltransferase 1 (gene POFUT1). Lineage: Eukaryota; Metazoa; Chordata; Mammalia; Primates; Hominidae. Gene Ontology annotation, biological process: Notch signaling pathway; regulation of Notch signaling pathway; protein O-linked glycosylation via fucose. Gene Ontology annotation, molecular function: peptide-O-fucosyltransferase activity. The record is from RefSeq and is marked provisional. Gene Ontology annotation, cellular component: endoplasmic reticulum.